AUGCAUAUCUUCUUCAACUGCGCGUUUGCACAAGAAGUGUGGCAAAGAGUCCCCCUCACAACACGGCCCUCCAUUGAAGCAAAUGAUAAUUUCCAGAGUAUGCUGGUGAAGUUUCGACAGGUCUCUUGUCUCCCCCCAUCAGGUAUAUCAUCCCCCGUCCUCCCCUGGAUCUGCUGGUCUUUGUGGACGGCGAGAAAUAAACUGAUCUUCGAAGAUAAGACUCUCAACCCUAAGGAAGCCAUGCUUAGAGGAUUAGUCUCUGCACGUGAAUGGAUUCAAGCACAAGGCACGAUAACACAAAAAAGCAGAGCUCUACCUCAAGGAACCCGACUCCGCGCUGAAGCUGGCACUGACAAUAGCUCGACUUGUAACUCAGAUGCAUCUUGGAACGUUACCACGAGGAGGGCAGGAUUGGCAUGGAUCAUUGCAACGCCGACAUCAACACAAACCCACGACGGAUCGCUAUGCACGGAAAAUGUCAAAUCUCCUCUUAUGGCCGAAGCUCUUGCACUCCGAUCGGGUCUCCUCGCCGUCGCAUCUCUCGAUAUCACCAGCAUCAGGGUCUACUCAGACUGUCAAACGCUCAUCAGAGCAAUCCAAAACAAACUCCAGAUUAAAGAAAUCUUCGGUAUCGUCUCAGAUAUCAUGCAGAUCUCCUCGGCGUUUGAAUCUAUCUCUUUCUCCUUUGUUCCACGAUCAGAAAACCAAAAGGCUGACUGUUUAGCCAAACGGGCUCUGAUCUCUUCUGUUUCUGCACUUGUUUGA
This is a messenger RNA of Brassica oleracea var. oleracea, 765 nucleotides long. RefSeq lists its product as uncharacterized. The transcript has a single exon. The record is from RefSeq and is a predicted model, not a curated record. NCBI's taxonomy places the organism in Eukaryota, Viridiplantae, Streptophyta, Magnoliopsida, Brassicales, Brassicaceae. The coding region runs from base 1 to 765 and encodes 254 amino acids. Gene Ontology annotation, molecular function: RNA-DNA hybrid ribonuclease activity; nucleic acid binding.